Messenger RNA from Clonostachys byssicola, 1521 nucleotides. Lineage: Eukaryota; Fungi; Ascomycota; Sordariomycetes; Hypocreales; Bionectriaceae. The record is from the annotation of a GenBank genome assembly.
AUGACAAAGUACGACACUCAGACAGAUGAAGCUGUCCUAGCACGGCUCGGACACGAGCAAGAACUCCGCAGAGAAUUUUCCCUUUUGAGUCUCACUGCCCUCGUCUCCUGUCUCAUGGGAACUUGGGAAGCCACCACAACUGGGCUCAACGUUGCCCUCGCCAGCGGCGGCCCGCCAUGUGUCUUCUUUAAUUUCCUCUUGUGCUUUCUUAGUACAAUCUGCAUUACGCUCUCCCUUGGCGAAAUCGCGUCCAUUUAUCCGACUGCAGGAGGUCAAUAUCACUGGGUAGCUGCUCUUAGUCCAACUGCCAGUCGAGCGGCACCCGCAUGGGCUACGGGCUGGAUCUCGAUUGGAGGGCAGCUUGUAUUCGGUGCAUCGGCUGCAUUCGCUGCGGGGUUGCAGUUCCAGGGAGUGAUCAUCAUGAACAAUGACAACUACGUGCCAGAGCGAUGGCAUGGCUUGCUGCUAUAUUGGGCCGUUCUAGUAUACUGCGCUGUUACCAAUAUAUGGGGCAUCAGGAUACUCCCCCAUACCAAUAUAGCCAUUGGGGUUGUUCACAUCGCGGCUUUCAUUGGUGUUGUUGCGGUCCUUCUCGCCAUGUCGGACAAGACUUCAGCGUCGUCAGUCUUUGUUGAGGUCCAGAACCAGAGCGGCUGGGACAGUGACGCACUGGCAUGGCUUGUUGGCUUGAUCAGCGCCGUGUAUCCAUUUCUCGGCUACGACGCCGCAUGUCACUUGUCUGAGGAGCUGCCUCAUGCAAGUCGAAACGUGCCUUUGGCAAUGAUGGGAGCCGUCAUUUCCAACGGCCUCACCGGCCUCGUCUUUGUCCUCAGUCUACUCUUCUCGGCUACCAACCUUGGCGACGUUUUAAGCACAAGCACGGGCUUUCCAUACAUGGAAAUCUACCUCGAAGUGACGAGGUCCCACGCCGGUGCGACUGUGCUGGCGCUGGUCACGCCUUUUAUCGGUAGUGCGGCAAGCGCUGCGAGCUUAGCAUCAACUUCUCGCACUCUAUGGGCUUUUGCUCGUGAUAAAGCAACCCCGUUUGACAGGCAUCUCAGCAAGGUCGACGACAAGCUCAAAGUCCCCGUCCAUUCGGUGGUGGCGGUCCUUGUCUUCCAGGCGGCUCUUGGCUUGAUCUACCUCGGCAGCACAGCAGCCCUGAACGCAAUCCUCUCCAUGGCUGCGAUUGGAAUGUACCUCUCAUACAUCCUGCCGAUCAUAUACAUGCUCGUAUACGGACGGAGGAGGCAUGAAACCAAGCGGUCGUACCGAUAUCUAAGACUGCCCGACUGGCUCGGCGUAAGCUUGAACGUUGUGUCCAUUGUUUGGAUCGUCCUCGUCAUCAUCUUCAGCACCUUUCCUUCCACGAUGCCAGUAACAGCCGAGACCAUGAAUUACUCCAUCGUGGUAUUGGCUGGCUGGUUGGUUUUCGGAGUUGUGUACUAUUUGACCUAUGGGAGGCACAAGUUCGAGGCGCCCGUGUCUGACGUGUCGGUGAUCUCUGCGACUCGGCAGUAG